AUGAAGCACUUCUCCUGCGAUCCCUGGGCAGCCUUUGCUGUGCUCCUCUUCGUCACUGCGCUCCUAUCUUCCUGCUCAGCAGCAGCUGAAGGCACCUCCAAUGUUUCAACAAGCUCCGUGCAUGCAGCUGAGUAUGAAGCACCAUGUCUUAACGUGAACUUCUGCACAAAAGCAGCCCUGUGCUGCCCGACGGGCAUGGAUGAUUACGGGUGGAUUGCAGCGGCUGUCGGCUGGAGCCUCUGGUUCCUGACUCUCAUCCUGCUCUGCGCGGACAAGCUCAUGAGACUGCGGCCUGAUGAGCCCAAAUAUUUGGUGGCCUGA
Messenger RNA from Mesitornis unicolor (brown roatelo), 321 nucleotides. RefSeq names its product transmembrane protein 213 (gene TMEM213). The record is from RefSeq and is a predicted model, not a curated record. Lineage: Eukaryota; Metazoa; Chordata; Aves; Mesitornithiformes; Mesitornithidae. The coding region runs from base 1 to 321 and encodes 106 amino acids. The transcript has 3 exons.